This is a messenger RNA of Papaver somniferum (opium poppy), 2351 nucleotides long. Its product is annotated as F-box/LRR-repeat protein 10-like. NCBI's taxonomy places the organism in Eukaryota, Viridiplantae, Streptophyta, Magnoliopsida, Ranunculales, Papaveraceae. The record is from RefSeq and is a predicted model, not a curated record. Gene Ontology annotation, cellular component: SCF ubiquitin ligase complex. Gene Ontology annotation, molecular function: protein binding. Gene Ontology annotation, biological process: SCF-dependent proteasomal ubiquitin-dependent protein catabolic process. The transcript is spliced from 4 exons. Bases 178 to 2187 code for a protein of 669 amino acids.
UGCAACCUAAAAUGCACCACCGCCUACCGAAUCAGUAAUCACCGAUCGAAUAAAAUCCACCUCCUUCGUCACACCUUCAGCCACUAUCUCCAAUCUGUACCCGACUAUAAUUUCCUCUUUCUUCAAUCACAUCCCCGCUUGAAUCAAAUCUCAAAACCAAAAAUCAGAAAAACGGAGAUGACAAAAUCCACAGCACCAGAAGGUCAAACCUUAGAGUAUUUACCAUCUGUACUUUUAGCUUCAAUAAUGACCAAAUUAGAUGUCUCUUCGAUCUGUUCUGUUGCUUCUACUUGUAAAACUUUUAAUGCUUGUGCUUCUCAAAUCCUUUCGUUUCUCCCUAAUUUCCAUCUCAUUGAUAUAGCACCUCCAAUGAAGCAGUUGACUCCUUUAUUGCCUACAAAUCCUUACUUGAAAAGUAUUAGAGUUGACUGUAAACGACUUGAUGAUAAGGCUAUUGAUUGCUUACUGAAACCUUCUUUGGAGGAGCUUUAUCUGUAUAACUGUGAAGAUUUCAGCGGAAAAUUGCUUUCCAGGAUUGGAUUUCAGUGCAGCAAUCUUAAGUCUCUCUACUUGGGUUUAGUGGCUGAGAAAAGAGGGCGAAGUAUCUGGGUUUCUGAUCUGGAGGAAUUACUCUGUGGUUGUUCAGUAUUAGAAUCACUGAGCCUGAUGUUUGAUAUCUCGAUGUUUCUGCCGGAUCAUUCUGCUCUAGCAUGGACACUUGCUUCGCCAAAUCUUGUAAAUCUUGAGAUUGGUGAGAUCUCUUCAAUUCUGAUGAGUGAAAUACUUAACCCCACUGCAGAACGUCAGCAGCAGCUGCUCCCAUCUGAGAUGCAGACACCCAUGCUGCCCAACAUCCAAAAGCUGUGCAUUACAGUAGAUUAUGUUACAGAUACUUUAGUUGGUACGAUUAGUGAAUGUCUGCUAAAUUUAACUCAUCUGGAUCUUCAAGAUGCCCCUGUCAUAGAGCCAAAUUCCUCGUUUGACCUCAGCAACUCUGGUCUUCAACGAAUUAACCAGCAUGGGAGAUUAAAGCAUCUCUCCUUGGUCCGGAGUCAACAAUAUCUCCGCACCUACUUCAGGCGAGUCAAUGACCUUGGUAUUCUCUACAUGGCAGAUAAGUGCUUGAAUAUGGAAAGCAUCUCUCUUGGUGGUUUCUGUCGUGUUACAGAUUCAGGUUUCAGGGCAAUAUUGCACUCAUGUGCAAACCUUCAAAAAUUGAGGAUCUCCCGUGGAGCCCAGUUAACAGAUUUGGUUUUCCAUGACAUAUCUGCAACCUCUCUCUCUCUUACGAAUGUUAGCUUGAGAUGGUGCAAUCUCUUAACCGACCAUGCAGUCGUGUGCUUAGCAUACAACAUGGAUCUCAAUGUUCUAGACUUGAGAGAAUGUCGACACCUAGGUGACGAAUCGCUGAAAGCAAUUAGUGUUCUUCUUAAGUUGAAGACGUUGCUGUUAGAUGACUCUGAUAUUACUGAUACAGGAUUGUCGUACUUGGGAGAGGGAGUACUGAGUUCGUUAACCUCUCUGUCUGUUAGAGGUUGCAAGAAACUUACGCACAAGUGUAUUUCUUCUAUAUUUGAGGGCUCUUCUGUUCGAUCAUUGCAGAACUUAGACCUCUCCUAUCUUCCUAAUUUCUCGGACAACGGGAUUCUGUUACUUGCUAAAACUAGGGCGCGGAUCAUUGAAUUACGUAUGCGGGGGUGUCCGCUCAUCGGCGACUCUUCGGUGAUGGCAUUGGCUUCGAUGCAAGUUGAGGAUGGUUGGUGGCACGGGAGUAGCUUGAGGUUGAUGGAUCUUUAUGAAUGCAGGGGAAUUACACAACUCUCAUUUCGAUGGUUUAAGAAGCCCUACUUCCCGAGGUUGAGAUGGUUUGGAGUGACAGGUAGUAUAAACGCAGUUAUGGUGGAAGCUCUAAAAAGGAGUCGGCCGUUGUUGCACAUUGCUUGUCGCGGUGAGGAAUUGGGAAUAGGUCACUGGGAUAGCUCAGAGGGUUUGUACAGGCAUGAUCGUGAAGAAGUAGAUGAACUUGAACAAUGGCUGCUUGAAGGUGAGAAUGGGACUGAUUAUGGAACCGAUUUUGAAAAUGAAGAUGGUGAGGGUGGGAUGGAUGAGGAUUACGAGGGUGAAGGUGGUCUGGAAAUUGCAGUUGAGAUUAAUAAUGGUGAUGAUGAAAUGGUGGAAUUGUUGUAAGUUAUAUCUUCUCUUGUAGCAUUGUUUUAAACAUUUUAAACCCUUUAUUAUGGCCUAUGGCUUUAUGCCUGACAUUAUUUUAACUUUUGUUUGUAGAAACUCUGAAACCCAUUUGUUUCAAAACAGAUAUCUCAAAAAAAAAAAAAAAAACUUCUGUUCCUAGU